AUGCCUACCCGCCUCGCGUGGACUGCCCACUUGCUUCUCAGCGUCGCUUCACUUUUCUCAUCUCCAACUUGUUAUGAAACAUUUCUACUGCGGUCCUCGUACGGGAUUAGCACAGAUGCGCUGUCCUUUACCGAAGUGACGAAUGAGUCUGGCUGGACAGACGAAUUCCCUACAUCGACUACUUUAUCUUCCAUCGAGGCAAAGAUAUGCCCUAAACCACCGGGUUUGAUUUUGCGCAUUCAGAGUCUCUUGUCUAUGAGUCGCGAAGGAUCAAUGGUCCUGGGCGACUUCGGUGGUGAAUCGGUCCAAGACCGCUUUGAAUCUUUCCGAGCUUGCAGACACCAAUCAAUCCAACAUUGGAUGCCGUCUGUUGCCCAUGACACAUAUCCACUCCCGUCGUAUUCGAACUGUGAUGCUUGCAACACAGACUUCGAUAUUCAGUUGUUCAGAAACCAACCAGAUGGUCAUGUCACUAUAGUGAUGACGAGAUGGAUCAACCUAGGUUCCGGUCUCAGCUUGGAUGAUCCCCGAUGGAGAGUUCGUGCACCAGAUCUGUCAUGGGGCAGGCCUGAAAUGACCAAACUAAAUCCGAAAUACAUGGAUUUGAGUCCUCGACGUGCCUUUGAAGUCAUUACCGAUACCUCACUUGAAAAUUUGACUUUUCAAAAUCUCUCCUACCUCGAAGAUAUGCGAUAUGAAAGUGUGAUGGUACCGAUUCCAAGUGAUGCAGGUCCUUCCUGGGCUCUGUGGAAUGGGGCAACCGUGCCGUGA
Molecule: messenger RNA, 771 nt
Organism: Penicillium coprophilum
Lineage: Eukaryota; Fungi; Ascomycota; Eurotiomycetes; Eurotiales; Aspergillaceae
Exons: 2
Coding region: 1-771 (256 amino acids)
Source: RefSeq, a predicted model, not a curated record